GUUCUAUAUGGUUACGUGUAUAUAUAAUCUAAAUCCGAUGAUGAAUUCCUGCAAGUGCCGUAUGAACACUCGUCGAAUUGACGAUGUUUUGAUUUGACCGUCGAUUGGAUUUCUGAGGAUUUUGAUGUUUAUUUAAAUAGUAUCUUGAUCCUGAAUAAAUGAUUUACGGCUGCCAGGAUUAGUUGGUGAUUUUUGGAUUUUUCAAGGGGAAAUUUGAGUAAUAGCUUAUUCUAUGUGUUCUUGUUUCCAGCAGUAAAGAUGCAUUUACUUCAUUUUGGUUGAAUUAUUGUGUGUUGGAAUUGGUAACUGUGCUGUUAAUUAUGUACACAGCUGCCGCCGUUAGGUUUGUAAAUGAGUCCGCACAUGCUGUUUAAGCUUGUUAGCAUUGCCGUCGAGCAUCAAGAAUUGUAGUUCUACUUGUUUGGUUCAAUUGAUUGUAGAUUAAGUUGUGUGCAAGCUCGAGUUUUAUAUGUUGUUGCCACAGCAAUUGGAAUAUAUUUGCUUGCUCAACUCUACCAAAGUUUACUGGAAUGCAUUAAUGUAUGUCCUCGAGCCUGCAUAAAUAGAUAUUCAUAUGGGAUUUAGUUGGGUAUUGGCCUUUGUAUAGUGUAGGCUUAUUUAUUUACUCUGAGCUGAUUUUGGCCGCAUGUUUCCUCGUUUGCAUGGUUGGCUUUAAGAAUAGGUACUUGAUAAUGGAGGUCUUUCUGGAUCCAAAUAAAGAAUUUUCCGUGGAUGAACCCAUUAAAAUCACCACUAAGAAUUUAUGGGAAGCAAUUGGAAAAAGCAUUCUUGCGAACUUUGGGGAAUGUGGUCUAGCUUCAGCCAUGAAUUCAUCUAAGGUGAAGUAUGUGAAUCCAACUACAAAACUCGUCAUAGUUAGAACUUCAAGAGAGGACUACCAGAAAAUUUGGGCUGCGAUUACAAUGAUCAAGAGCGUGGGACAUUGUCCUGUGGUUUUCAACCUCCUUGACCUUAGUGGAAGUAUUAAGGCCUGCAAAACUGCUGCUCUGAAGCUUGAUGAGUUGAAAUUUGAACAGUACAAAUUAUCAGCUGGAGACCGCCUUACAGCCGAUGCUCAUCAGGAGAUGCAAAACUGCCUCGAGACUAUCAAACUCUUGGAACAUUAGUACUAAUUGUAUGCUUAGAUAGAUGAGAGGCUAAGUAGUAGACAAAUGGUAGAUUAAUUUCUUUUUUGUGAACCGUAUUUUUCAGUGUAUUAGUUGAAAAUUACUGAUGCCAUGCAGGAGUUUUCCCCUGAAUACAAAGGAAAGAUACAAGAUUGAUAUUUAAGAUUGUUGAAAAAAUCUCUAUAGUCAAACUGCAUAUAAUGUUCCAGGUCGAAUGGUUGGUUUGUGAAAUCAACGAGCUACUUUAGAUACUAUUUAUUUUCUGUAAGCCAUAUUGUGUGUAGAUGGAAUAUUUGUCAUUGUUAUGCAGGGAAGAAAAGAUCAAGAUUGAGGCUUCAGAUUCCUAUUUCGAGCAUAUACAUCUCGGAAGUCAGAACUAGUGAACUACAUUGUUCAACAACAGGAAACAUAAAGUCAUAGAUCAACUAGACAGGAGCCAGAGUUUCACCAAACUGGAAAACAUCUCUAGAAUCGAACUGCACAGAAUCUUCCCGGUAGAAUGGUUGGUUUGUCAAAUCAACGAGCUCCUCGGAUCUCUUGUCGAGAAAACUGUACAAAGUUAUCUUACCAGGGACAUGAGUGAUCAUAGUGCAGGUCUGUCCUUCGUCUCCCUUUAUGUAACCAAAUAUACGAGACCUUCCAGGAAGGCGGCCAACUUCAUCAUGAUACUUCAAGAGCCACUGAGAAUAAUCUUCCUGCAAUUCAUAAACUGCUAUUGAUUUGUCGCCAAGGUGCGAGACUAUGAUGAAAUGGUAAAGACGGCCGUCUGAUUCUUGGAGUUGGCAGUGAGAAGCUGCACCUCCUCCACCCCCAUGCCAUGGAACUCGAGCAUGAGUGUACUCCAGAAGAGAAGUUAGCUCCUAUAGGAGCCACAAGUGGCUCCAAACACAGCCUCCAUGUGAGACUUUGAGAGUUGUAGACCUCUAUUCGACAAUGUCUCUCAUGAGCUGAAGGGGGCUUCAUUUUAGCCCUCACACACACAAUCUUGUAAUGAGGUGAUUUUGAAGGAUCAAAUGCUAAGGUUAGCCCCAUAACAUUAGUGAAAUCCUCGCUAUUAUCAGCGAGGCUGAUCUUUCUUGAUUGCUUUGUGGUGGAAUUAUAAACAUGGUACUCCACUGGAUGGACAGAUUGCAGCAGCAGCAGCCCGUUGCAUGAAUUCAAGAUUUUAGAGUUUGGAAUGGUGAAACUGUAAGGUAUGAGCUUAUGAUUAUUGGGAACUGGAUUGAAGUAAAAAUAGUGUGAGGUAUGAGUUCGAAGGAUGAGAGAGGGCUGUGGUUUUGGGUGGCGGAGAGUGUGGAGAUAGCAGAAUUGUUGUGCAGAGAUGAGAGAGAGCCAAUGUUUGCAUACUAAUUUGAAUCUGGUUAGAGAUUUUGCAGGCAGCCGGAGAAGGAUUUCAACCACCAUGUCUUCGUUCGAGGGGAAUAUUCCGGUCAUUCUGAAGGAGCAUAAACUAAGUUCGCUUGAUUCUUGGAGUUUUGGGAGCAAGCUUUUUUUUUCGUUGGAAUUUGCAAGGUAUUGAUGAGAGUUGGUGGUGUCGUUUUAAAGAAAAGGAAACAAAACAGCAUCGUUGCCACCAAUGUGUUUGAACUAUAAUUAAUAUAGAUGAUAACAAGAUUUUAUGUUUUUCAGUUUA
This is a messenger RNA of Salvia miltiorrhiza (redroot sage), 2760 nucleotides long. Its product is annotated as probable ribonuclease P/MRP protein subunit POP5. Gene Ontology annotation, biological process: tRNA 5'-leader removal. NCBI's taxonomy places the organism in Eukaryota, Viridiplantae, Streptophyta, Magnoliopsida, Lamiales, Lamiaceae. The record is from RefSeq and is a predicted model, not a curated record. The coding region runs from base 663 to 1127 and encodes 154 amino acids. The transcript has 5 exons. Gene Ontology annotation, cellular component: ribonuclease P complex.